GAAUUCGAGGUCACCGAGGUCAAGAUGACUGUUACGGGGCAGCUGCUGUUUGGGAAAGAUUUUUUGUCAUGUUUCGCUAUCCACCAUAUGCACCAUGAUGCGCUUCCACACUAUCCAGUAAAUGCCGACUGCCUAGAAUCCUCAGCGGGCUGCUUGGUGCAAGGAUUGUAUAGCAAGAACCGCCUGAUCAGCCUGCAGGAGCCUCCGGAAUAUAGUGCGAGUAUUAUAGGGGAGCUACUGGAUCCCCGCCGCGGAGUAGUCCUCACCCACGAGACAUUUUACGACGGCAGAAUUCCGGUCGACCAACCCCACGACGGAGAGAUGAUCGCUGCGAGAUUGCUCUCUCUCAUCUCAAUUUGA
Aspergillus homomorphus CBS 101889 is the source of this 360-nucleotide messenger RNA. RefSeq lists its product as uncharacterized. The record is from RefSeq and is a predicted model, not a curated record. NCBI's taxonomy places the organism in Eukaryota, Fungi, Ascomycota, Eurotiomycetes, Eurotiales, Aspergillaceae. The transcript has 2 exons. The annotation marks the transcript as partial.